Molecule: messenger RNA, 389 nt
Organism: Galeopterus variegatus (Sunda flying lemur)
Lineage: Eukaryota; Metazoa; Chordata; Mammalia; Dermoptera; Cynocephalidae
Product: tyrosine-protein phosphatase non-receptor type 20-like
Exons: 1
Biological process (GO): protein dephosphorylation
Molecular function (GO): protein tyrosine phosphatase activity
Source: RefSeq, a predicted model, not a curated record
AUGCUUUCACGAAGCCUAGCUGUAUUGUAUCUCCCACUUUUCUUUUACCUACCAAAUGUUUCUGUUUCUGUAAUAGAUGAUUCAACACGUGUUCCUCUUGGAGAAAGCAAGGACUACAUCAAUGCUAGUUACAUUAGAAUAGUCAAUUAUGGAGAAGAAUAUUUUUAUAUUGCUACCCAAGGACCACUGCCAGGCACCACAGAUGACUUUUGGCAAAUGGUUUUGGAAAAUAAUUCUAAUGUUAUUGCCAUGAUAACCAGAGAGAUAGAAAGUGGAACUAUCAAAUGCCACCAUUACUGGCCCAUUUCUCUGAAGAAGCCUUUGGAAUUGAAACACUUCCGUAUCUUCCUGGAGAACUACCAGAUACUUAAAUAUUUCAUCAUUCGAGU